This is a messenger RNA of Striga hermonthica, 1037 nucleotides long. NCBI's taxonomy places the organism in Eukaryota, Viridiplantae, Streptophyta, Magnoliopsida, Lamiales, Orobanchaceae. The record is from the annotation of a GenBank genome assembly.
CAGAGAGAUGUCAAUCAGGAUGCCUCCAUCAAGCGCAUAGAGACACAGUUAGGCCAACUGGCCGCCAGGGUUGGGACCAUUGAGACCGAGAUGAACAAGGAGAAGUUACCGAGUCAGCCCGAGCAAGCUAAAGCUAUUACUGUGCUCAGGAGCGGGAAGGAAGUGGAAAACAAAGUGCAGAUGCCCGAGCCUGAAGAUCAGGAGACUCAUACAGAAAAGAUCAAGGAAACAGAGUCCGGGAAGGCGACAGACGAGCCGGUGCUACAUAAGUCGACGAAUCCAUACAAGCCGCGCAUUCCCUUUCCAGACCGCCUUAGGAAUGAGAAGCAAGAGAAACAGUUCCGAGAUCUUUUCAGCAUGCUCUCCAAGGUGAAUGUCAACUUGCCGCUCCUCGAUGUGAUUAAGAAUAUGCCGUCUUAUGGUAAGUUCUUCAAGGACUUGGUGACCAAGAAGAGGAAGUUCGAAGAUGGAGAGAAGGUGGUCGUGUAUGAGGCUGCAAGCGCAAUGCAGCACGAUUUGCCCAAGAAAGAACGUGAACCCGGUGGUUUUAUUAUCCAGAUAGCUUUGGGGAACGGGAAGGUAGCUUCGGGGAUGCUAGACCUUGGAGCCGGAAUCAAUCUCAUGCCCUUCUCGAUUUUUCAAAGGCUCGGCCUUGGGGAUUUGAGGCCAACUCGCAUGUUCCUCCAGUUAGCAGACCGUUCCAUUAGGUAUCCCAAGGGAGUAGUCGAGGAUGUUCUCGUGAAGGUGGGUAAGCUUAUCAUUCCAGUGGACUUCGUUGUUCUAGACGUCGGGGAUGUGCACGAGAAUGGGAAGGAUCAUACCAUUCUUCUCGGGAGACCGUUCAUGGUGACGACUAACACCCUCAUCGAUGUGAAGAAUGGUACCUUGAAUAUGACGGUUCUGGGGGAGUCGGUGUCUAUUUUUGUUCGAGGGGCCAUGUCUUCAUCUUCUAUCAAUUUUGUAGAAGAAUGUGCUUUUAUUGAUAUUUCUGACACUUUUGUGGAUAAGAUGGUAUGUCAGGAGUUCGAAGACGGAUU